Molecule: messenger RNA, 723 nt
Organism: Penicillium nucicola
Lineage: Eukaryota; Fungi; Ascomycota; Eurotiomycetes; Eurotiales; Aspergillaceae
Exons: 2
Coding region: 1-723 (240 amino acids)
Source: RefSeq, a predicted model, not a curated record
AUGCGUGCCAAAGGAAAUAUGGGAAAUAAAACCGUCCAGGAGCCUCCGCAUCCUAUGGGCAUCCGACCAGAGCACAUAACCGAGUUUGAACGACUACUCUGGAUACAACCAAAGUACGACGCGCAUGCAAUCAAUGAAUACUGUAUUCGAUAUGACAGCGACGACUCAACCUUGCUUACAGCAACUGGAAAGAGAUAUAACGAGAAGUCUACGCGUGAAUUCCGCGAUUCGUCCGGUCUUCCCUUGUUCGAAAUGCAAAAAGUCCGGUGGUCAGGCUUGAAACCUAGACGACCGUGGCGGAUUCGAUUACCAGGGAGCAAAGAGGAUGAUCUGGUUGAUAUCCGGUUUAAGGGCCUGAUGAAUACCACCUUUGAAGUGACCUUUCGUAAUGCUGUCGCGCGCGAUACCAAGAACGAGAACGAUAAAACGGUUCAUAUUGUGGUGCACCGCGUCUCACCAUUCUAUCAGGUAUAUGAGGUGAGGGCGGAUGGCAUCAAAGUCAUGGAUAUACGCGAAAGUAUGGAACGGAACCGAUCCGUCCCCACAAUCAUGUAUAAUUCAAGUGGGGGGAUAUUGCCUCCUCGAUUAGUGAUGGAGGUCCUGGUGGCUGCGAAUUUUGAUAUGUCUUUGGCUUCUCUUAUCGCGGUCAUAGUCUGUGAUAUGGGGUUUAGUGCCUCUCCCCCCUCGACAAGCCGGAUGCAUACCACUUUGAACAUUCCGUGA